Molecule: messenger RNA, 930 nt
Organism: Paraphaeosphaeria sporulosa
Lineage: Eukaryota; Fungi; Ascomycota; Dothideomycetes; Pleosporales; Didymosphaeriaceae
Exons: 2
Coding region: 63-872 (269 amino acids)
Source: RefSeq, a predicted model, not a curated record
AUGGGAUUACCGGACAGGAGACCAUCGAUUGCAUACACCACUCGUUUCCGAUAGUCCAGCGCAUGCUAAGCCAGAACCUCGUCUUCGACGAGCGCGACCCCGCGACGCGGGGCCUGGGCUACAUCUCGUGCUCCCUCGGCGGCGUCCCGCUGCCCGCGUACACCGUGUACGACUACUUUGGCUGGCUCCUCUCCGUGGCCGCGCGCCCUCGCCCAGACGCCACAAGCAGAAACUACUACCUCCCGCUCCUCUCCUGCUUCGCGAACUGGUGUCUCGAGAUCGCCGCCCACGCGACGCAGCAGAGCCACGCGCCGGCCAUGGUCUCCAUUGCCGUGUACGAGGAGCACACAGUGCCGGCCCAUGGCGCGACGCUGCCGUGGCGGCGCGGCCUAGUCAAAGAAACACACGCCUUUCUCGGUGCGACCAUCCCCGAUGCGCGCGCCUUCCAGCGCGACUCCAACCGCGCUACGGUGGUGAACCACGGACGCCAGCUCUGGAUGGAGGAGUGCGGUUUGGCUCCCAAGGACGAGGGCCAACGGCGUGGUGCCGCUUUCUUGGACCCCUUCCAGGAGCCCGAAAAGGGAUUUGGGCGCUGCGCCGAAACGUUCUUCUGGAUAUUUGCGAGAGAGCGGAGCCUUGCGCAGCGCUGGAUCCACGAACUCAAGGGCGUGGCGUUGGUCGUGCGAUCGCAAGGUGAGCCCACGAUUCCGAUUCGUGGGUAUGACGAGCAGGCUGUUGUGAAGGCGCUGGCGAAUCCGUGCAAUGCGUCGUGUAGGUACCUGGCGGAGCAGAUUGAUCCCGGAAUGUUGUGGGGGAGAGAUGCGUGGAGGUUAAGUUUCGAUAAGGCGCACGUUUGCAAAGGGCUUUGGUAACUAUCGGUCAUAUUUUCUUUGUGCGAUGGCUGUGACUCUCGAGAAAUAGGGACAAGUU